Molecule: messenger RNA, 936 nt
Organism: Ceraceosorus guamensis
Lineage: Eukaryota; Fungi; Basidiomycota; Exobasidiomycetes; Ceraceosorales; Ceraceosoraceae
Product: EF-hand
Exons: 3
Coding region: 250-801 (183 amino acids)
Biological process (GO): actomyosin structure organization; mitotic cytokinesis
Cellular component (GO): cytoplasm; myosin II complex
Molecular function (GO): calcium ion binding; myosin heavy chain binding; cytoskeletal motor regulator activity
Source: RefSeq, a predicted model, not a curated record
GUCAGAUACGUAGGUUGCGACGCGAGACCCCCUAUCCUGGACACGCUCCUCCAACUCAAUUCAACACUCAUCGAGACUUUGACUUUGAAUCAGCUUGUCAUUGUCUCCCUCCACACGAAGCGCUGCACGUACGCGAAUUUGUUUCCAAGGAUCACUUGGGCUAAACACUUUUCUCGCUUCGAACAUCAUUUCGAUCCGUCUGACGACCGGGGCAAUCGUGGGUUCGACACGCUCACAAAGCUCUUCAUCAUGUCAUCCAGCGGGCCACCGGGAGCCACGCUGCUUCAAGCAGGAACCAGGGCUCGGGGCACAAGCACGCGCCAUCCACGCCAAUCAUCCGGUGUAUACAGCACAUUUUCAGCCAAACAGAUUCACGGAUUCAGAGAAGCUUUUUCCAUGCUGGACGAUUCGUCGUCGGAUGGGUUUUUGGAUGCCAACGAUCUGAAGAGGGUGCUAGGAGAUUUGGGAAUGAGGAACGAGGAAGAGGAUGUGAGGAAAUUAUUGAGCAGCGCUAAUACCGAUGCGCAAGGAAGGAUCAACUUCACGCAAUUCUUGACCAUGUUUGGAGAACAUUUGGACGAGGAAAUAUCUGCCCACAUCCAGCUCGACGAGGCUUCUGACCUCUUGUCGGCUUUCGAGUGCUUCGACGAGAGGGACGAAGGUAGCAUAGAGAGUGGGGAGCUCAGAUAUUGGCUCGCAGAAGUGGGAAACAAGAUGACGGACGAAGAGAUCGACCGUCUCAUAUCCGGUCCAUUUUUGGAUCGCGCAGGACGCAAGUUUGACUACAAAGCUUGUGAGUGAAUCUCCGAGAUGAGGCACACAAGUAUCAGAGGCGGCCGUCAUUCGCAUACAAGCGCAUGCGAGCAGCCUAGCACUAUGAGAAGACAUCCCACUGACGUGCCGACUGACGAUGCCUACCUCCUCUCGACCAUCGCC